GCCGCUAGAUUUAUUCCAAACUACAUAAGUAUCGGACACGGAAGCCCUCGGAAUCCUCAACUGACGCACUCCCGAUUGGUUAUUCUUUCGCUUUGGAUCAUCUAUCUGAACCUCAUGGAAAAUUUUGUUUUAUAUGACGAAAUAGGAAAAGUGAACGAUCAAAUUAUUUAUAAAGCUAGACGAAAGGGGACAAUCAAAUAUUUGUCGAUCAGUUGCGCAGAGCGAAAAUUGCGCAGUUUUGUGUCCAAUCAUGUUCGCUUUGUGCACGUACUGAAGCACCCCAAUGUAGUCCAGUUUUAUGAGUGGUACGAAACCAGCAAUCACUUAUGGCUUGUGAUGGAGCUAUGUAUUGGCGGUAGCCUUGAACAAGUCAUAAAAGAGGAAGGUUUCUUACCGGAAAAUGUGGUGCGCAAAUUUGGUGCCGAUGUUAUUCGUGGUUUGGAAUACAUUCAUUCUCGUGGCGUGCUAUUUGAUGAAAUGAAACCAUCUCGAUUCCUCUUGGAUGGGCAUGGGAAUGUGAAGUUAUUUGACUUCUCAUAUGCACAUGUUGAAAACGAGUCUCUGGAAGACGUUCUGCAUCGCUUCAGUGAAGAAGACGAAGUUGACCACGGUCAUACCCUUGAGUACCGCAAUACAUCAGUUUUCACGGCUCCGGAGACGUUGAAGUCUGGCUUGGUUUCCGUUCUCUCAGACUACUGGGGCCUCGGGUGCCUACUGUAUUAUAUGUGCUGUGGAUACUUACCGUUUGGUGGUAGCACUUCAAGUGAAUGGACAGAACGGGUUCUUACUCAAGAGUUGACUUUGCCCGAACCUCCUGGAAAAAGCGUUUCCUCUUCAUUCUUGUCCCUACUCAUCUCUCUGCUGCAUAAAUCCCCUGCUAAACGGAUCACUUCCACUCAGUUAAUUGGACAUGAAUUCUGGCAAGGCUGCCUACAUGACCUUCGGGCAUCCUCAUUAACUACCGAACCGGUCCCAACGGACGAAGCACCAUCUCUCUCAAACAAGCCUGUACUCCACACUGAACUGGUAUCUGCGAGCCCGGCGCAAAACUCAACGAAACUGUCAAUUGAACUGGGUUUGUCUACUAACGACGUCAACAAUGAACCAACGGAGAUCACUCACACAGUAGGACUCGGAGAUACUGCUUCUAUUCGCUUGAAUCCUGAGAUCAGUGGUAUUCCUUCAGAAACAGCCACUUUCACUUUGCACGCAACCUCCGGUACUGUCACUUCUCUAGUUGAGUCUGCUCUAGACUCGUACCGUACUCCUGCCGACGGAGAGUUCGAUGGCGAUUCCGGUCGAUGUUUGCCUCGGUUGGAACCGCAAACACGCAUGGCCCAAAGCGAAUACCAACAAAUGCGGACCAUCUCGGACGAUGGGCCUGUUGAUCCGUCUACCAAUGACACUGACUUCAAGUUCGCCCCUCAUCCCAUCUGCACAGACACACGCUCAAACUUGACUAUGGUUUUCCCUUGGGGCGACGAUGCUCCAACUUUACCAAAGGAGCCCAAACUGUUGCUCACCAUGUGGCAGUACCUGCGGGGCAAUCAAUCUGAUCUCUCAUCAAGCGAGCAACAGCUUUUCAUCCGGUCCAUAGAAUCUCCUCCGAGCUGGAGACCCAGACCACUAAACGAUUACUCUAGAUGGGUUCGAGCGAUACCCCCCUCCAAAGUGGAUGGCAUUUCUCAUCCUCUGACUAAUGCUACGUUACGUAUGGCCACUGCGGAUCAACUGGAAACCCACUUGGAACAGCUGGUCAACAUUUUCAUCUCAUCUUCCGAUGCGCAAGAAACCUCAUCCGCUAAAUCUUACAAACUCACUCCUUUUCGAUCACCUUCACGCUCAUCGCGCUCUAGUUUGCUGUCAUAUUUGAUAUGGUUUUUGGCGUCGUCAACUUCAAGCAUCGGCCGUGCAUCUGUGGUAGGCUUUCUACAUCAACCUUACCUCCGACUAAUUGGCAACACUUCCAUACCAAAACUUCUGGCUGAAAUCACGCGUCAGUUGAGGUCCUUCAGUUCGUUGGCAUCCGAUGUCACAGUUGGUUUGUGCCAGUUGUGCGGCUUGCUCAUGCAUCGCGUGGGAUCUGCUGUGGUCCAGCGGCUGAAUGACACUAGUUCACCUCACGAAGAGUCUUUAAGUCCAUUCGUCUCCCAAAUCUCAAGGUGUCUGGCUUCUUUGAUCGAUGUUUUGCGCGAACCAACUUCCCGCACAGGAGCGCGACUUCGUCACAGUGCUGUUAUUGCUCUCGGCGAGCUACUGGUUUGUUCGGUGUGUCUGUUGCGACUUGACACAUUGAAUGCUGAGUCUUCCGGAAUCAGAAACGGUGUCCAAACCGAACUGCAUUCAAGCCAAUGGCAAACCGCUGUGCAUCACUUGCUCCGGUGUCUCAUCGGUGCAUCCGACGCGCCUGUCGUAUCGACGACCGAUGCAUCAAGUGGACUGAGUGCUUUCGAUCGUGUUGCAGUUGAAAGUAUCAACAGGGGACAAAGCCGGAACGCGGAUGGAAGCUACGGUUCCCGUGAUGGUGCUACGGGCAAAGUGACGGACUUGCACGUUCGCUUGUGCGCUUCUAGAUCAAUGGACGCAUUCGUCACUGCCAUGUUAGGCUGCGGUUUGCACAACUUGUUCCUCACUCAAAUUCCCAUACCCCCAUGUGUUCACGCGGUCACCACACCCGAAGUGGUAUCCCAUCUGUGGUCUGAUGGUCUGCUAGAUGCAAGCUCUGGACACCCAGACGCACCGACUGCUAUCCGGAACCAGCUGCACUAUGAGAUUGGUCUCUCCUGCGCUAACGCGUUGGCAGGCAUUGUUUUUCUCAAUCCGGGAUUGUUUACAUCGGGUCUCAUCGAUCGUAUUGGCAUUGCGGCAUUCGUUGCACUACUGGAGCCGCCUCUUGGAGGAAUGGCAUGCCAACAAACAGCCACAGUGGCCCGAUUGUUAUCGAUAGCGGCAACAGGCCUCUUGGUCCCUUUGAGCAACCGUAUGCAACAUUCAAGGGGUGAUAUAUCUGGCCGAAGGACCAGUGAACCACACGGCUCUGUACCAUCAAAGCGUCAGAUGAGCUCCCCCGCAAACAACCCAGUUGGUGCCGGGACACCCGCUGCUUGUCGGCGUAUACUCUCUGAUCCACGGUUCUUCGUUACACUGUUUCGUCACUUAAAAAGCCCUCAUCCCAUGAUACGUGCCAAAGUUUAUUUAUUAUGUUCCGCAGUCUUGUCCAUUUGUCCGAAAGAGAGUGUCUCCGCGGCAUUCGACGCUCAACUCGCGGCGUUUUUAGAGCGUGAUUCAAAAUCCACAAAUGCUGUACAAAAUCGUUACCUCAAGGUACAGUCAACAAAAUCAAUCACCAUGUUCGCCACAGACUUGUCGGAUUCUUCAUGUGUGUUGUACCUGGCGGCUACCUCCCGCUAUUUGUCCGAUCUACUGGCCACUUAUGUAGUACCACUUAUCUGCCAACAAUUGUUGAUUGCCUUAGGUUGUAUUAGCCCCGCCAAUUCUCGUACCCAAACCAAGGUUAAUGCUCGCAGAACCUCUCGAACUAAUUGGCUGAUCGGCCACGGUCCUCGAUCUGGGUCGGUUAUGUCUGAUUUCAACACUUCUCUGUCGAGUUCUGCUGUUUGCGUCCCCAAUAUGGUCGCCGCUCGCGCUUGGCUUCCGGCUUUCAACUGCCUACCUGGGCUACUGAACACUUGUCCUGCAAUACGGUUGCGUUUACUAAUGCCGACGCGUGAUCCAUUGGACGAAAAAGAGAAACCACCUGAAUUCUGUCUUCUUUCUGUUUUGGGGAAACUGUUGGAUUUGUGGGCAUCCGUGGAUCCGAUAAGUUCGACAGUUACCGUGGCCGAUGUGCAUCAGUCAGGCAGCGUAAAAAGUAAUUUGCUUGGCAUUACACUCACCAUAACGGAGGAUCUUAGCCAGCACUCGGAUUUAGUGGAGACAAGACGUCGUGAUCUCGUGUGUCUCGUGUUACCUGGCCUAGCCCGCCUCGCCGUGGCUCCGAAAGCUCGCCCAGAGACUCGCGCCAUUUGUGUGAAAAUCGUGGCUAAAUUGGCAGAGACGCUGCUCGCCGAUUCCGUAUACGUAGCUUCCACACGCAGUCUCGUCGAUUUAAAACGGCCAGUUCAUAGUGCUCGGCCGUUGAGUAUGUAUGGGACCCGUCGUGCCUCCACAGGUCAACGGCCGUUGAGCGCUGACGUUGACUUGUUAUUGCAACAAUACGGCACCACAACAAAAUCUUCAGAUCGCAUUCAUAGUGUGUCGGAGCUCAGUCAGACACCAAGCGAAGAUCUGUUGGUCCAAUCGUGCUACAUUCCGAGCGAUUUCAAUGCAGGUACUCCUCCUCCAGGGAUCCCUGAUAUGUCUACUUCGAGACCUCGAAGGCCGGAUCGUAAACCGAUGGCCGCAACUUUGGGGUCCGCUGUGCAACCGCCCACGUCUGAUGUUUUGAUGUCGUUAUUCGAGGUGGUGAACAGGUUGAUGAUCCCUUAUGCCGAAUUACUGGUCCAGUGUCCCGAGGUAACCGCCCCAACUGCAUUUAUUCGCCUUUUAAACCUUCUAUUGAAUGCCGCCAUCACGCUGUUGCAUCAAGCAAGAGUACAUCAGCCAACUGCUAAGGGAGACUGCACGUCAGAUUUUUCCGAACCCUUCCUUUUAACCGCAGCUCGUAACCUUGUGCUCAGUCUCGAGAGCCACGGAUUGAAUGUCAUCCUUGUGCGCCUGUUGGCAUCUCAACUCCUCGUACCCGCAGGGCUGGGCCAUUUAGCAGGUACCGCCGUCACCACAAAACCACAUGGUUCCGUCACAUCCUCUCUUUGUCUCUCUCUUUUUCAACUCUUCCCAUUAUUGUUACGGUGGCCCAAGGAAGUGAGAUCAAGUCACCUGAUAGUGGAAUUGAGGCUUCUUGAACUCGUGUUCAUUGCGUGUCUGCAGCUGGGCGACCUUUUCUUUCCGCCCGCUCAAAAUGGUGCCAUUGAAACAGCCAAUCAUUGUGACAAGAAGAAGCAUCCACCGACGAACACUAGUGGUCCCCUGGCACGCUCGUCACAGUACCCAACUGUGAAUCGACCCAUGUGCGUUCCGAUGCUAGCUGGGCUCCACGCAAUGAACUCCUUGUUAACCCACGUCGCUAACGUGGUGCGAGUCGCCCUGGCAGACCGUGCGACCAAUGCUUCGGAUGGUGAAUCGGCUGCUACAGCGGCGGAAGAGUUGCUGCUUGCCUCAAGGCCGCCACCAACAUUAGCUGGACUGCUCGCCAGGCUAAUUGGGCUGUGGAAACCUGCAUUCAAAGCGCACGUUGAUCCGACUGAUUCUGCCCACACAGUCGUGCACAGCGAAAGUCCUGCUGAAGAUGAUAUUUGUUCGCAGCUUUGCGAUGCCGCGCUCACAGGCCUCAUGCACUUUGCUUCACUUUAUGCUGGUGAAUAUUCCCGCAGUGCUAUGACACCUUCAUCCGCAGCCUCUCUAUCUUUGGGGCUUCUUCGGCUGCACGAAAAGGCUCAAAAGUCACAAGGACAGAGUCGUUCCUGUGCUUCCUCAAACUGGUCCGCCGAACAUACUUCACCUCAUCAUUCGGAACCUUUACAAAUAGAUGGGAUGGAAACACAUGUGCAAGCACGUCGUCGCAUUCGGCUUCUGCUGCGUGUCAUUCGCCGACUUGUUUCCUCUGAUCAUGUUUGCCGUGCACGUCUUGCAGCUGAAGCAGCCGAAACAGGGGUGGCUAACUUGUAUAGGACGCUCCACUUUCUGUUGCAGAAGACGCAAUGCGGCGCUGAUGAGUUAACAGCAACGUUAAUUCGUGAAAUCUUUGACCAUAUUGCUUCUUUCCAAGACCGAUUUGAAGUGGACACUAAUGGUAUUGACGGUAGAGAGUCAAGUCCCCUCCAUCAUGCACAAGGAAUCAGCCCCUCCACACCUACAAUGGAACCAACAGCCGCCGCUUAACUUUGGUCAUGCGCGUCUUGGGUUCCUUGCAAACCAAUAGAGCCCCGCUAUGUUGCAGUUCGCCCAUUCCAUUUACGCGUAACGUCCCUUCUUCAUUCAUGCGAAUUGAUGGAAGGUUGCAAACCGUAUCAUUAUCACCAGCUCGCACUCUGUUGUACCUCCUUGGCCACAGGCUGUCUGAAGUACUCCAGGCUCUCCAGCUACCUUCUCGCCUGUGUUUGUUACCGGCUGUGAUUAUCGGUUAGGUUCGGUUCGGUUGAGUCGAUUCGUUGGUGGUUUUCCUUCUCAUUUGCUCAUGUAUUUGCCAGCUCAUGCUUGUGCACUUGGCUUUGGAAGCACCAGCACCCGGUUGCUGUGAUCAGCUUUUUUCUUAUUUUUUAUUUGCAUUUUUACUACCUGUUCUCAUUUUACCUUGUAAAUACGACGACUUACAUAGCUCC
Dicrocoelium dendriticum is the source of this 6380-nucleotide messenger RNA. Lineage: Eukaryota; Metazoa; Platyhelminthes; Trematoda; Plagiorchiida; Dicrocoeliidae. The record is from the annotation of a GenBank genome assembly.